This is a messenger RNA of Trametes versicolor FP-101664 SS1, 564 nucleotides long. RefSeq lists its product as uncharacterized. The transcript has a single exon. Lineage: Eukaryota; Fungi; Basidiomycota; Agaricomycetes; Polyporales; Polyporaceae. The record is from RefSeq and is a predicted model, not a curated record. The coding region runs from base 1 to 564 and encodes 187 amino acids.
AUGUCGACCAUUGCCAUGCCCGUUCACUCUCCGACGUCGACCGCCUUUACCACCCUCCACUCCUCGCCCACCUCAGAUGACGAGCACAACCACGAGACCAUCUCUGCAGGUGGAAUACACGCCAUCAUCCCCUCCGCGCAAACCCUCUCGUGCCUCGCUCUCUCUACCGCCAACCCCGCUCCCGAGAACACCACUGUCACCCGGCUCGCUCGCACGGGCAGCUUCGUUGGUAUACAGGCAAAAUUUUCGCCCAAUUCGCCCAUCCACGGCCACGCGCUGUUCAAGCUCCCGUCUCCAAUUCACCUCCUCGCGACGUCUCGUGCGCGGACGUUAGCCCGGGUGAAGACUCUGCCCCCCGUCACAGGCGCCGCUGGCGCGCACGUACCUGUCCCGGUUCGCCGAGCUGAGACUAUCGCCGCCGCGGGGAUCAUGACGCCCUUGGAGGAAGACGAGGAGGAGCACGACGAGCCUGAGCAGGAGGAUGUCGGAGACAUGAAGGACUCGCCGGCGGAGGCCGCGACGGACAACUCGGACGAGGAUAUUCCUCCGCUCCACUUGGCUUAA